AUGAGUACAACCAACUCAGAAGAUUUAUUUAUUUGUGGUAAAUGUCAUGCCAAUUUUACUGAUUUAAAUAUUUUUCUUACUCAUCGAUCGAUUUGUGUUAGUGAACAAAGAACAAAUUUAUGCCCUAUAACUAGUUGCCCAUUAUCAACUUUAGUUUCUGGAGAAUUAGAAACAUUUAUUGAUGAUAUUUCACCAAAUUUACCUUCAACAUCAGACUCAUUGUAUGAAUCAAAUCCAUCAGGAACAGAAAUUGAUUUACUAUCUCCAACGUCUGUCGAACAAGUUAUUACUAGUAAUGAAACAGUCGAUAGAAACAUUUCUGAUUCAAUCAACUAUUCAUCUAUUGAAAAUGGAAUGUCUGAAAUGAAUAUACUUGAAUGUCCAGUAUGUGAUGAACAAUUUGAGGCACCAACUGUUUUAGAAAAUCAUGUUUUUGAACAUUCAACUUGGAUUCCUAAAGAUAACAACACCAGUACAAAAUCUGGUCUUUCUAUUAACUAUGCAUCAUCCAGUUAUAACGAUGUUAUCGACGGAUCACUUGAAUGUAAACAAUGUGCAGUCACAUUUGAUUCAAAUGCGUCAUUAAGUAUUCAUAAAAAAAUGUUUCAUGGUCUUAAUCCAGUAUUCCGUUGUUCAAAUGAAACUUGUUCUCAAGUAUUUGAAAAACCUGUUGAUUAUAUUCUUCAUGCUCGAAUUCAUAGUCAAAAACGUCUUACUGAUUCUCGACAUUUAUCUCAAAAUAAUACUUAUCAUCGUCGUCUUAGACGUAUAUAUCGAUGUAAAAUAUGUAAAAAAUUGUUUCAGACAUCUGAUCAAUUACAAUAUCAUAUGCAAUAUGAAACACAUACAUUUCUCUGUCAAUUAUGUCCAGCUGAGUUUGAAUCAAGUAAUUCUUAUCAUAACCACUUAGCUAAACACUCUAAUUUAGCUCUAUAUCAUUGUACAAUAUGUACUAAAGCAUUUCAAAAGCGAGCUGAUUUAUCCGGACAUAUUAUUGCUGAACAUAAUAAAGAUGUACCUCAACAAAAAACUUGCUCAAUUUGUAAAUUAACAUUCACAACACGUUUUCAUUUAAAUCGACACAAUGUAACAAAACAUUCCAAUAUAAAACCAUUUAAAUGUAAACAAGAUGGUUGUGAGCAAGCAUUUGCUCGUAAAGAUAAAUUAAAACAACAUGAAGCUAAACAUAGUGUAUCAGACAGAACGUAUAAAUGUGAUGCUUGUACUAAAACAUUUAUUCGACCUGAACAUUUACGAGAUCAUAAUAUUGCAAGACAUUCACAUCAAUAUCCAUUUAGUUGUGAAUACUGUCGGAAAGGUUUUCUUUAUCAAAAUCAAUUAUAUGAUCAUCAUAAACAAUAUCAUUCAUAUGGAAAUCAAACGAGAAAUGAAAAAUCAACAUACGAUCGAGAUCAAUCUAGCAGCGAUCAAACAGAUAUAUUCUUACAAACACAAUAA
This is a messenger RNA of Rotaria sordida, 1458 nucleotides long. Lineage: Eukaryota; Metazoa; Rotifera; Eurotatoria; Philodinida; Philodinidae. The record is from the annotation of a GenBank genome assembly.